Homo sapiens (human) is the source of this 2642-nucleotide messenger RNA. RefSeq names its product radial spoke head component 9 (gene RSPH9). Gene Ontology annotation, cellular component: sperm flagellum; motile cilium; 9+2 motile cilium. The record is from RefSeq and is marked reviewed. The transcript has 6 exons. Bases 64 to 1029 code for a protein of 321 amino acids. Lineage: Eukaryota; Metazoa; Chordata; Mammalia; Primates; Hominidae. Gene Ontology annotation, biological process: axoneme assembly; axonemal central apparatus assembly; cilium movement.
AGGUCUCCAUGGAGGCGGCUUCUCCUAGCAACUCGACGGGCGUUGAGCGGAGCCGCUGACCUGAUGGACGCCGACAGCCUCCUGCUGUCUCUGGAGCUGGCGUCCGGCAGUGGGCAGGGCCUCAGCCCGGACCGUCGGGCCUCGCUGCUCACGUCUCUUAUGCUGGUUAAGCGCGACUACCGCUAUGAUCGGGUUCUCUUCUGGGGCCGCAUCCUUGGCCUCGUCGCCGAUUACUACAUCGCGCAGGGCCUGAGUGAGGACCAGCUCGCACCGCGCAAGACGCUCUAUAGCCUGAACUGCACAGAGUGGAGCCUCUUGCCCCCUGCCACAGAGGAGAUGGUGGCGCAGUCGUCUGUGGUGAAGGGCCGCUUCAUGGGGGACCCAUCAUACGAAUAUGAACACACUGAGCUGCAGAAGGUGAAUGAAGGUGAAAAAGUCUUUGAAGAAGAAAUAGUGGUCCAGAUCAAGGAAGAGACCCGCUUGGUGUCUGUCAUUGACCAGAUUGACAAGGCUGUGGCCAUCAUCCCCCGAGGCGCCCUCUUCAAGACCCCUUUUGGACCCACCCAUGUCAAUCGGACCUUUGAAGGACUGUCCUUGUCUGAGGCCAAGAAGCUCAGCUCCUACUUCCAUUUCAGGGAGCCUGUUGAGCUAAAGAAUAAGACCUUGCUUGAGAAGGCUGACCUGGACCCCUCCCUGGAUUUCAUGGACUCCUUGGAGCAUGACAUUCCCAAAGGGUCUGAGGCAGUUGUUCAGGGUGACUUCACGUGGCUUCUGAGCAGGUGUGGUUUUGGUUGGCCCUGUUCCUGGGACUCCUGCUCUGUGUCCAUGAGGGUCCUGGAGCAUCCAGAUGGAGAGGGGCAAUGCCCUGGUGGUGCUGCGCAGCCUGCUCUGGCCGGGCCUCACCUUCUACCAUGCUCCCCGCACCAAGAACUAUGGCUACGUCUACGUGGGCACUGGCGAGAAGAACAUGGACUUGCCCUUCAUGCUAUAGAAUGGGAGCCAGCCUGGAUGUUUUUAAACAGAGUCUAAACAUGAUUUUCUUAAGCUUCAGUGAACUUGGCCUGCCUGUUCUGUCCUAUCUUCUUAACUCCACCUCCGUCUGGUUCCAGAUUCUGAAAGGCCCACUGAGCCAGGGAGCUCAUUUCUAAACCAAGUGGCAGAGGGGUUGGAAUGUGCUAAUGAAAGAGAUUCUAGACAACGAUGGGUGGAAAUGGCUGUGGGAGAAGGUGACAACCAGGGCCCCUUUGAGGAACGCAGUUUCUUGGAUUCACACGAGAGCGGCAAGUGUGUCAGGCAGCCCACCUUGGCUCCCUGCAGCUCUCCCACAGUAAGGAGCUCACAGCUGUCAUGAAGAGGAUGGGACCUGUUUGGCCCAUGAAUUCAAUUGACUCAUUGGCCCCAUCACAAGAGAUCAGUGACUCAAUGCUCAGCACCCAGCUGGCAAUGUGCCCAGGACCCCCUGCACUUCCCAAGCAGUGAGCGCACACCCAAUGGGUAAGCCCAUGAACCCAGUUUAUGACACUGCGUUGGGCAAAACUCCUGUCCCCAGCACUGAGCAUGGCCUAAGCCCCAUAGCAGCUGGCAAGGGACCCAACUGCCCUGCCUGCCUCUAGCUCCCAGCAUUGCUACUGUGCAGGCCAAGGGUACUGAAGUUAGUCCCACUGUCCCCUGUCCAUGCAUGUUGGAGGGACCAGGCCAUCGUGGUGGGGUGGGACAGGAGUAUAGUUGUGGCCAAGGGCUUGUGAGUGGGCCUCCUACUCCCCAGCACAGGUGCAGGAGGAACUCUGGAAGCACUGCUCUCUGUCAGUGAUACAGCUUCCAAGGUGUUCUUGAGUAGCAGACAUUGUCCCUCAGAAGGGGUGACCCCACGGGCAUGCGCACCCUGUUCCAGCGGGGGCCUUUUUUGUAGAUGGGCUUGACGGAGCCAGGAGCCCAGCGCGUCAGGUACCUGUGGAGGGAGAACAAAGAGGUGCCUGUGAGGGCUGGGGGCCCAAGCUGGACGUGGGAGAGUGGAGCACUACCUCCUCAGGCCAGGCCACGGUUGGGCAAGCAAAUCCUUUCACCAGUUUCCCUUUCCUGAAGUGCAGGGAUUUUCCUGGGAGUAACUGCUGAGCGUCCUGUAAACAGAUGGGCUGGGCUCUUGCUGCCGCAAGCCUGUGUGGCCAGGUUCAGGCAGCCCAGGGCCACAAGCUCCCUUGAUCUUUGUAAAUGUCAAUGUUGGUGUGUGUUUGCUGAGGAAAAGGUGGCGAAGAGGCUGCCUGAAGAGCAGAUCAUUCCUCUCUGGCCUCAGCCAUGGGGCGAGAAGAGCUGAUGUAAGGCUCUGGAGGAACCCAUUGCUCUUCCCCAUUUGGCUCACUCAGCUACCCCAACCUUCAGGGAACUCCCCAGGGUACUAUAACUGGUAUAAGACCCCUGCCCCUCACCCAACCUGUGAUGGGAAUCAAGGGGUAAGGGCCCGUGGGCGCAGCCCUAGCCUAGGAAGGUUCCUGUAAAUAGGAGGGGGGUGGGGAAAGAUGGCUGCCGCCCAUGGACCUUUGGCCUCCUUUGGGGAUGGCCAGGGCCCUGAUAGUUCCCAGAAAAGUGGCUCAUGCCGGCUAGGAUUGGGUUUUACUCUGUCCAGAAUAAAACUUGGAUCCUGUCCA